AUGAAGCAAGGGAGAGGCCCAAAGAGCCAAUUCUCCCUCAUAGACAUUGGCAGCUGCUGGAAGAAUAGUGGUGCUCCCUGUGAUGGAGAUGUGCUCACAGAUGUUACCAGAUACAGUGAAAUGUCAUCAACCCUAAAACACCAGCUUGGUGCAGACCCACAAGUUUGGUCAAUUGUCCACCAUUCCAUAUCACCUCAGAGGACAAAAAGAUUUACAGGAAUGACACUGCAAACUUCCCAUAUGCAGCUUAUCACUACUAUUGCGCUCCUGAGAAUGCUCUUCACUUGGAGCAGCUUGUCAGUCUCUGUGAUCCUUACAGCAAUCCUUAGGCACAAGAACUGGUACAAAUACUUCCUCACCCAAUAUGGGCAGCAUAUGGGUAUCCAACCAAACCCAGGGAAGGGAUCAGGUACCCCUCCUGCUAGAAGAAUAUGGACUUCAAUGGAUGUGGGAACAGAAAUAUAUGUGAGUGACAAAGAUGAGACGGCUGAGUGUGUUCUCAGCGACUUCAAUGUUCUCCUUGCAUCUGCAGCAUCAUAA
Messenger RNA from Macadamia integrifolia, 540 nucleotides. RefSeq lists its product as uncharacterized. The transcript has 2 exons. The record is from RefSeq and is a predicted model, not a curated record. Lineage: Eukaryota; Viridiplantae; Streptophyta; Magnoliopsida; Proteales; Proteaceae. Bases 1 to 540 code for a protein of 179 amino acids.